Molecule: messenger RNA, 4573 nt
Organism: Sorex fumeus (smoky shrew)
Lineage: Eukaryota; Metazoa; Chordata; Mammalia; Eulipotyphla; Soricidae
Gene: UBN2
Product: ubinuclein 2
Exons: 17
Coding region: 233-4273 (1346 amino acids)
Cellular component (GO): nucleus
Source: RefSeq, a predicted model, not a curated record
UCCAACAUGGCGGCUGCGGCGACCCUGGUGAUGGCGGUGGCGCCCCGCAGAACAUAGUGGCGGGGCCGGGGGCACGGUCCGCACCCGCGGCGGCGUCGGCGGCGACGGCGGAGGGCGGCGGAGGGCAGCGAGGCGGCGGAGAGCGAGCGAGCGGGCGCGCGGGCGGACCUCCCCGCGGCUCGGAGCCGGGCGCCGGCGCGAGCCCGGGCGGCGGGCCGCCACCGGCGCGGGGAUGGCGGAGCCGCGCCGCGUCGCCUUCAUCAGCCUGUCACCGGUGAGGCGGCGCGAGGCCGACUUCCCGGGGCCCGAGCGCGAGCCCGAGCCCGCGGCCGCCCGCGAGCCGCCGCCGUACCGCGAGGCGCCGCGCGCGCCGGAGCCGCCGGCCCCAGCCCGGGAGGCGGCCCCGCGGCCGGACGCGCAGCCCCCCGCGCCGCCGCCCCCCGCGCCGCCGCCGCCGCCGCCGCCGCCUUCGCGCGAGGUCAGCCGCGCCGAGCAGCCGCCCAUGGCGCUGCAGCGCGAGCCCCCGCGGCCCGAGCCGCCGCCGCCGCCGCCGCCACCGCCGCCGCCGCCGUCGCUCCCGCAGCUGCACUUGCCGCCGCCCCCGCCGCGGGAGCCGGCGGCCGCCCGCGCCGAGCCGCCGCGCAGGCCGCCGCGGGAGACCGUGCGCCUGGAGCUGGUGCUCAAGGACCCCACGGACGAGAGCUGCGUGGAGUUCAGCUACCCGGAGCUGCUGCUGUGCGGGGAGCAGCGGAAGAAGUCCAUUCACACAGAAGACCCGUUUAAUGAUGAGCAUAAGGAGAGGCAAGAAGUAGAAAUGUUGGCUAAGAAGUUUGAAAUGAAAUAUGGUGGGAAGCCCCAUAAGCACCGGAAGGAUCGGCUACAAGAUUUAAUUGAUAUAGGCUUUGGCUAUGAUGAGACAGAUCCAUUUAUUGAUAACUCAGAGGCUUAUGACGAAUUAGUUCCUGCUUCUCUAACAACAAAAUAUGGAGGCUUUUAUGUCAACACUGGUACUCUGCAGUUCCGCCAAGCUUCUGACACCGAAGAAGAUGAUAUUACAGACAACCAAAAGCACAAACCACCCAAAAUUCCCAAAAUAAAAGAAGAUGAUAUUGAGAUGAAGAAGCGGAAGCGGAAAGAGGAAGGGGAAAAAGAGAAGAAGCCAAGAAAAAAAGUUUCCAAGCAAUUGGGAGUCGUGGCCCUAAAUUCACACAAGUCUGAAAAGAAGAAGAAACGCUAUAAAGAUUCUCUUUCUCUCGCUGCCAUGAUACGAAAGUUCCAGAAAGAGAAGGACGCUCUAAGGAAGGAGCCAAGCCCCAAAGUGUCCGCUAGCUUGCCCACGUCCUCUCUGAACAAGCCCCCGUCCACUGCUGCAGCGCUGGGCAACGACGUCUCGGACCUGAACCUGAGCAGUGCCGACCCGGACCUCCCCAUCUUCGUCAGCACAAAUGAGCACGAGCUCUUUCAGGAUGCGGAGAAUGCCCUGGAGAUGCUGGAUGACUUUGACUUUGACCGACUGCUGGAUGCUGCUUCCGACGCUAGCCCCCUCUCGGAGUCGGGGGGCGAGAACGGAAACGCCACCCAGCCGAACUUCGCCUCUCAGGGUCUGCCCAAGGUGAUACCUACUCUCCCAGAGGGUCUGCCUGUCCUUCUGGAGAAGCGGAUCGAAGACCUCCGUGUAGCUGCCAAACAUUUUGAUGAAGAAGGAAGGAAAAAGUUCUUUACACAGGAUAUGAAUAAUAUUCUUCUGGACAUUGAGUUACAGCUCCAGGCACUGGGCCCUGUCGCCCGGAGUGGCGUCUACUCGCACCUCGAAGCUUUCGUGCCGUGCAAUAAGGAAACACUGGUCAAGCGGCUGAAGAAGCUGCAUCUCAAUGUCCAGGAUGAUCGUUUACGAGAACCUCUGCAGAAACUGAAACUGGCCGUUAGCAACGUCAUGCCCGAGCAGCUAUUUAAGUACCAAGAGGACUGCCAGGCCCGGAGUCAGGCUAAGUGUGCCAAGUUACAAACAGACGAAGAACGAGAGAAAAAUGGAUCGGAGGAAGAUGAUGAUGAGAAACCAGGGAAACGUGUCAUAGGACCCCGAAAGAAAUUCCACUGGGAUGACACCAUUAGAACGUUAUUGUGUAACCUUGUUGAGAUCAAAUUGGGAUGCUAUGAGUUGGAGCCAAAUAAGAGUCAGUCGGCAGAGGAUUAUCUUAAAUCAUUCAUGGAGACAGAGGUGAAACCAUUGUGGCCUAAGGGCUGGAUGCAGGCAAGAAUGCUUUUUAAGGAAAGCCGAAGUGUACACAACCAUCUCACUUCUGCUCCGGCAAAGAAAAAGGUGAUCCCUGCGCCUAAACCCAAAGUGAAGGAGUGCAGCCCCAAGAGGGACCAGAAGACGCCCGCGCCCGCAGCGGCUGCCGUGGCCGGCCCCUCAGCGGGCUCGAGCGCCUCCGCCGUGGCCUCCACCAGUUCCGCCUCGGGCCCAGCCCAGGAGCCCAUCUGCCUCGAUGACUCCCUCGAUGAAGACCUUGCUUUUCCUCCGCCCGCACUGGAGCUGGUCUCUGAGGCUCUCGCUGCUCUCAACAGCGGCAGCAAGGGCCCUCCAGCCGGUGCCCGGCUCACCGUGCCCACGGCCAAGCCUCGCCCGGGACUCAGAGAAGAGAAACUCGCAAGCAUCAUGAGUAAGCUACCCCUGGCUGCGCCGAAAAAACUCGAUUCUGCUCAGACUGCACAUUCGUCGAGUCUCAUCGCUGGCCAUACCGGGCCAGUACCAAAGAAACCCCAGGAUUUAGCUCAUACUGGCAUCUCUUCAGGCCUUAUUGCUGGUUCUUCGAUCCAGAACCCGAAAGUCUCCUUAGAACCGUUGCCGGCCAGGCUGCUUCAGCAGGGACUGCAGAGGGCGAGCCACCUCCACGCUGCCUCUUCCCAAGCCCACGGCUCCUCUUCCUCCCCGGCCCAAGCGGCUGCCUCCUCUCACGCGCUGGGAACACCCGAGGCCCAAGAUGCUUCUUCGUUAGCGCAAGUCACAAAGGUGCACCAGCAUUCCACCGUCCCGCAGAACUACGUGUCUCCACUGCAAGCAACCAUCAGUAAGUCCCAGACCAACCCCGUGGUGAAACUGAGUAAUAACCCCCAGCUUUCCUGUUCGUCCCCACUUCUGAAGACUUCAGAUAAGCCACUUAUGUACCGCCUCCCCUUAUCCACCCCCUCGCCUGGAAAUGGUUCUCAAGGGUCCCACCCCCUGGUUUCUAGGACCGCACCUAGCACCACUACCUCCAGUAACUAUUUAGCCAAGGCGAUGGUGUCACAAAUCUCCGCGCAGGGUUUCAAGUCCCCCUUUUCAAUGGCUGCAUCUCCAAAACUUGCCGCGUCUCCGAAACCCGCCACAUCUCCUAAGCCCUUGCCCGCACCUAAGCCUUCUCCCUCGCCCAAGCCCUCUCUGUCAGCUAAGCCUUCCGUCUCCAGUAAACUGCUCUCGAAGUCCAGCCCGGCGCCCAAGCCCGCCGGCUCCCCCAGCUCUCCCAGCCCAAAUGCACUAGUCGCCCAGAGCAGCCACUCCGGCGGCGGCAGCAACCCCGCCCACAAGCAGCCCGCCGGGAUGGGCGUGAGCAGACACUCUCCCACCUUGAACUUGCUGCCCUCGAAUCGCACUUCAGGCCUUCCGUCUGCGAAAAGUCUCCAGGCCCCUUCGAAGCUAACAAACUCUUCAUCCACUGGAACUCUCGGGAAGAAUAGCUUGAGUGGGAUCGCAGUGAAUGUACCCGCCAGCAGAGGCGGCAGUCUGAACUCGAGCGGAGCCAAUAGGACUAGUCUCGCAGGGGGAACAGGAAGUGGAACACAGGGUGCUACUAAACCGUUGUCUGCUCCACACAGACCAUCCUCUGCCUCAGGGUCCUCAGUGGGAACGGCCAGCGUGCAGCCCACAGCAGGAGCGUCCUUAUUGGCUAAUGCCUCACCUCUGACUCUCAUGACAUCACCUUUGUCUGUAACAAAUCAAAAUGUGACUCCUUUUGGGAUGCUGGGUGGCCUUGUUCCAGUGACCAUGCCCUUCCAGUUUCCCCUGGAGCUCCUUGGCUUUGGGACGGACACCGCGGGAGUGACAGCCGCCUCGGGAUCUACCUCAGCCGCUUUCCACCACAGCCUAACUCAGAAUUUACUAAAGGGUUUACAGCCAGGAGCCCAGCACGCAGCGCCGCUCUCCCACUCACCUCUGCCCGCGCACUUACAGCAGACGUUUAACGAUGGAGGCCAAAGUAAAGGGGACACUAAGUUACCACGGAAAUCUCAGUGACUUCCCAGCAAGCCAAGGAGAUGAGACACUUAGCUGGCUGAUGGGAUCUACCUGAUGGGAACGGACUCAUGUGGUCAUAGGGCUGCUGUUCUGUCGAUGUUUACAUUCUCUCGUCCCGAGCACUGUGGUGAGGAGGAAAAAGAAAACCGUUACUUGAGUAAAGCCAGCUGCAGGAGGAAGCCGUGCUCUCUAGCACGGUGAGCGACCUCUGGUCUCUCCUAAAGAAAGACACAGUUAACCAUAUUCACUGACUUGAAAGAGACUCAGUUGUCAAACCCACAGAAGUAUCAUUUUUUUUUC